AUGAAAAACACACUCCAAAGAGCCAUUAUUUGGCUCGGAGCCGUCUUCAUAGCCUGGCAUAUAAUUUCACUGCUCUUCUCCGGCGGCUCAUCAAAAUCCAGCCGUCCAAGCUCCGAUACACAAUCACAAUCCCCCAAGCUAAGCGGAGAUACCCAAAGAGCCGCGGCGAUUGUCGAGGCUUUCCGGUUUUCGUGGGAUAAAUAUGAAGAAUUCGCUGCGCCUCACGAUACGUUGUUGCCUAUCAGCAAGAAAUAUGAGGACGACCGUAAUGGCUGGGGUGCCACGGCUGUUGAUGGUCUGAGUACGGCAAUUAUCAUGGAGGAGGUUGAGAUUGUGGAUAAGAUCCUGAGACAGAUUGCUGCUACGGACUUUACUGUGACGGCGGUGCCUGAUCAACCUAUCUCGCUGUUCGAGACUACUAUUCGAUAUCUCGGAGGCCUAUUGUCGGCCCAUGACUUACUUUCUGGCUCGUACAAACACCUCAUCAAAGAUGCCCAUCUGAGGAACAAUCUCCUCAAAGCAGCAGUCAUUCUUGCAGACAGGCUCAGUAUCGCAUUUGACACACCAAGCGGUAUACCAGACGACGAAAUCAUCUUCAACCCUAUCCCCCGUCGAUUCGGCAACAUCGACAACUCCAUCACAUGCUUUGGCACGCUCGUCCUCGAGUGGACCAGACUGAGCGACCUCACCGGCAACAAAACCUAUGCCGCUCUCGCGCAGAGAGCUCAGGCUCAUCUGAUCCGUCCCAAGACGAACCAAGAGUUCACCCUGCCGGGUCUGGUGGGCACGUAUGUCAAACUGGAUAAUGGCUACUUUGGGGAUUACCAGGCGGGUUGGGGCGGCGGCUCGGAUAGCUACUACGAGUACCUCAUCAAGAUGUAUGCGUACGAUCCUGACGCUUUUGUUGAGUAUGGAGAUAGUUGGAUCCAGGCGGCUGAGACGUCGAUGCGUCAUCUGGCAUCUUCGCCGUCAACGAGGCCAGAUCUUACCUUUUUGGGAGAGAUGCGUGGAAGCACGCUCAUCCCAGUCUCAAGUCACUUGGCAAGUGUUUGCGGCGGAUCUCUCAUCCUAGGCGGCUUACUCUUGCAGAACCAGACCUUUGUCGACUUUGGUCUCAAGCUAUCAGAGUCAUACUUCGAAGUCUACCGCCAAAGUCCCGCGGGCAUCGGCCCCGAGCUAUUCCGCUGGGUCGACGACGGCCGCCAGCCCCUAGUCAAACCAGCAGCCAACCGUCUCCCACCACCAAAAUGGCAAUCCUUCUACGAAAAGAGCGGCUUCUACCACACCAACGCGGAAUACAUCCUGCGGCCCGAGACUAUCGAGAGUCUGUACUACGGCUACCGCGCGACGGGCGACAAGAAAUGGCAGGACUGGGCGUGGGAGGCUUUUGAGGCGCUCAACAGGAUGAGUAAAGUCGAGGGCGGGUACACGGGGUUGAGGAGCGUGAUGCAGCCCGCGGAUGACGAGACGAGGCAGUUUGUGGAUAAGAUGGAGAGCUUUUGGCUGGCGGAGACGUUGAAGUAUUUGUAUUUGAUAUUUGCAGAGGAUUCGGAAAUGCAGAUUAAGAGUGAUGGGAGGAUGAAAUAUGUACUCAACACUGAGGCCCAUCCGUUGUUAAUACGGGGGAGGUAG
This is a messenger RNA of Fusarium sp. VM40, 1632 nucleotides long. Lineage: Eukaryota; Fungi; Ascomycota; Sordariomycetes; Hypocreales; Nectriaceae. The record is from the annotation of a GenBank genome assembly.